CUCGCGUCCCCUCUCUGGAGCUCAGUCGCAGUCACAAGCUCGCCGCCAGCAGAGCCGCGCUGUCCCCGGCAUCCCAGAGCAUCGCGACCCGUGGACCUGGGACCUCGAACCCAAGACGAGCGCGCUCGGGCCAGGCACUAGGAACGCUUGCGUUUCUGCAGGGAGCGCGGUGACUGUCCUUGAGCGUGGAGGGGCGAGCUCGCCGGCGGAGCGACCGAGCAAGAGGAGGCGCAGGAGCGGCGGCGCCCGAGCACCCGAGGGGGUCCGAGUCCAGGCAGCCGGCCAGACACGCGCCACAAAGGGAGCGCCCCCGCCACCCGGCACGCCGCCUCCCUCCCCAAUGUCCUCGGCCAUCGAAAGGAAGAGCCUGGACCCGUCCGAGGAACCAGUGGAUGAGGUGCUGCAGAUACCCCCAUCCCUGCUGACAUGUGGCGGCUGCCAGCAGAACAUAGGGGACCGCUACUUCCUGAAAGCCAUCGACCAGUACUGGCAUGAGGAUUGCCUCAGCUGUGACCUCUGUGGGUGCCGGCUGGGAGAGGUGGGGCGGCGCCUUUACUACAAGCUGGGACGGAAGUUGUGCAGGAGAGACUAUCUCAGGCUUUUUGGUCAAGAUGGUCUCUGCGCUUCCUGUGACAAGCGGAUCCGUGCCUAUGAGAUGACGAUGCGGGUGAAGGACAAAGUGUACCACCUGGAGUGUUUCAAGUGUGCUGCCUGUCAGAAGCACUUCUGUGUUGGUGACAGAUACCUGCUCAUCAACUCCGACAUAGUGUGUGAACAAGACAUCUACGAGUGGACUAAGAUCAAUGGGAUGAUCUAAGCCAGAGCCGGCACCUUUGGGGAGGUGUUCUGUGGAAACACUGUCUCAGUGGGGGCUUCAUGCUUAGGCACUUUGGGAACGUGAGGGUGGGCGAGGCAUUUCUUAGGAGAUUGUGGACUCUCCUUGGGCACUAAGACAUAGCAUCCACAUGACAUACUGCAAAGGCCAGGACUUCGGUGACAAAGGGAGCAGCCCUUAGAGAGAAUUUAUUGUCACAGACUCUCCAUAGGAACUGACAAGAUUAGUGGAGGAAAUAGUUGGGGACCAGCAUGCACUGUGCCAUCAUGAUGGGUCUUCCCAGAUAGGCAGUGCUGGGUAGAGAUUAGGAGUGACCGUGGCGCUUAUGGACUAGAGGUGUGCAAUUAAUUUCUUCCUGGCUUUGGAACUACCCUAUUCCAGCCACUGUCCUUCACACUAGGAAAGGAAAGAGAGAAGAGUAGUCUUUCUUUUUUUUUCUUGGUCACCUUCCCAUGGCCUAAAGCUUUGGAGCCAGGGGAAACUGCAUGGAAAUACAUUUCAGUUGGGAAUGAAAUACACAUCUUUCAAUCAAACAAAUAUUUAAAGCAAUGUUGAUGAAUCACUGUUUUUAGACACCUUCAUUUUGAGGUGAGGCACCCCCACAGAUUGUUUCUAUAUAAAUGUAAAUCUUAAGAAGUCAAAGUUGUUCAACUAUUUUAUUAUCUUAGAUUAUAUCAAAGUAUUUGUUGUGUGUCAUUAAAAAGAAAAAAAAAAAGACCUUGAUUCUGAAGACAAUAAAAAUGACAAGCUAAAAUGCAA
Peromyscus leucopus (white-footed mouse) is the source of this 1594-nucleotide messenger RNA. RefSeq names its product LIM domain only 2 (gene Lmo2). Gene Ontology annotation, cellular component: nucleus. Gene Ontology annotation, biological process: positive regulation of transcription by RNA polymerase II. NCBI's taxonomy places the organism in Eukaryota, Metazoa, Chordata, Mammalia, Rodentia, Cricetidae. Gene Ontology annotation, molecular function: DNA-binding transcription factor binding; transcription coactivator activity. The transcript has 4 exons. The record is from RefSeq and is a predicted model, not a curated record. The coding region runs from base 341 to 817 and encodes 158 amino acids.